AUGCACGGAAAUACUUUAGUUGCAAUGGCACAAGCUAUUGAAGACUCGGAUAUAAUUCUCUUCUGUGUAACCGAAAAGUAUAGUCAAUCACUUAAUUGUCAAAAAGAAGCUGAAUAUGCAUUUGUUCAACAAAAGAUUAUGAUUCCAUUACUUUUACAAUCGAAUUAUAAACCGACAGGUUGGUUAGGACUUCUCAUGGGUACCAGUCUAUAUAUUGACUUUACCAAGAAUGACUUUACUCAGAAUUAUUCAAAGCUGAUACAUGAAAUUGCAGCAAAUGCAAUGCGUAUAACUAGCAAUAAAAAUGAUGUUCCGAGAUUAACAUCAAAUUCAACUACGAAUAAUGAAAAAACCCACAGAGAAACUGAUAGUCCUCGACCGCAAUUGACGACGGCAAAGACAGAGUUGACUAAUGGACGUAAUAAAUUAAUUCAAGAUCAUGGUGGUUUAGCUAUUGUACAAUCAACAAUUGUACGAUGGGUAUCAUUAAUUUCACUUCUUGAAUCAAUACCACAAUCGUAUAAACAAGUAAAGAAGGUGUUAGUCGAGAGAAAAAAAUCAUUUGUAUUGGAUAAAAUGAUCAUUUCUCAACUUAUUCAUCUUUUAAAACCAUUUAAACAAGUCUUGGUUAUCAUUCAAAAAGGAAAAACACCUUCUCUUCAUUUAGUUACAAUUGUUAUUUUAACAUUUCGUCGAGCAUUAGAGUCAUAUUCAUCAUUGAUUGAAUAUAAUAAAAAUUAUGAAAUUGAUCAAUCAAGUGAAGAUUUAAGUGAAAAUGAAGAUGAAUAUGUUGAAGACGAAGGUUCAUGCUAUGUUUAA
Molecule: messenger RNA, 819 nt
Organism: Rotaria sp. Silwood2
Lineage: Eukaryota; Metazoa; Rotifera; Eurotatoria; Philodinida; Philodinidae
Source: the annotation of a GenBank genome assembly